Molecule: messenger RNA, 1412 nt
Organism: Bombus terrestris (buff-tailed bumblebee)
Lineage: Eukaryota; Metazoa; Arthropoda; Insecta; Hymenoptera; Apidae
Exons: 8
Coding region: 93-1163 (356 amino acids)
Biological process (GO): sensory perception of smell; detection of chemical stimulus involved in sensory perception of smell
Cellular component (GO): plasma membrane
Molecular function (GO): odorant binding; olfactory receptor activity
Source: RefSeq, a predicted model, not a curated record
UUGCGUGGUUUCUUUUUUCCCCGUAUUUCGCAAAAUAUAAGUUUACAAUAAAGUGGAAUUCUUAUUUUUCAAUUUUAUGAUAAGCUGUCAAAAUGAAGUGUAUAAAGAAUGUGUUUGCAUCGCAGUUGGUGAAAUUGAUAAUGGCAAAAUUGAGUACAGCACUGAGAUGGAAAAUAGUUUCUUACAUCGCGUAUUCCUGCAUUUUCGUCGUCAGGUACAUCGGAUACCUCUAUUACAUUAAGGACGUAAAAUGGAUAUUCCAAAGAAUUACAUACGAUUGGAAUUCGUUAAAAAAUGAAGCAGAGCUGCUAAUCAUUCACGAAUACACUAAAACCAUGAAAUCACUAUCAAUCGGUUUUGGACUGAUCCUUGGUCCAAUGAUUCUAACAUUCUUCUUGAAAACAUUCAGUAAUGAUAUCUUGGAUUUGUUAAUUCCUAUGAAUUACACGCGUCCACGGGUGCUCCCAAUGAUGAUAGAAUAUUUUAUUGAUCAGGAAAAAUUUUUCUACUACAUAGCUAUUUACAUCAAUGUUACUAUCAGUCUUGGAGCACUAAGUGUUUUCGUCACUGAAGUAAAUUCCAUGGCAGUAGUAUAUCAUAUUUGUGGAUUGUUAAAAAUUGUUUGCUACCGCAUAAAUCACAUAUAUGUUUCAAACAUACCAGGAGUCUCUCCUGCGCAAAGGAGUAUGAUAAUUCACAAACAAAUAAUCUCAAUUGUGAAAUUACACACAACAAUCAAACAUUAUGUCGAUUUUAUACAACUAAAGGUAAUGCCAUUGUACAACGUUUUUUGCGUUUUCGGUCUGAUUACGUUCAUUCUUGCUCUCUUUCAAUUUGCGAAAGCAAUGUCAAUCAGAAACGACAUAGAGGAGUUUGUGGCAUCAUUAUGUACUGUAAUUACUUCUGUACUUUACGCUUUUACUGUCAUUCAUUUUGCCCAAAAAUUGACAGAUCAUAGCUCCGAUAUUUUUCAGCAGUUAUACAAUAUCGAAUGGUACAAUCUGCCAGUGGUGGAACAAAAAGUAGUACUCUUUCUCAUGCGAAACAGUCUAAAGGAUCUUACUUUUAUUAUUGGUGGUGUUAUAGUUGCGUCUCAUGAUAUGUUUACAAUGUAUGUUCGAACAGCCUUUUCGUAUUUCAUGGUUGUUUAUUCCUUUGAUUAAAAUGCUUAUCAAUUUCUCAUCAUCUGUCUGCGGAAAACUGGCCGCAUAUAAAUAUUUUCGACUGAAAAGUUUAUUGUAUAAAAUAAUAGAACAAGCUCUUCUCACAGGAUAUGUUUGUAUUAUUUUAAUUUUUAUCUCACUGAUAUCUUUAUUGCAAAACAUAUGUGUGUGGUGCGAUAAUGUGUAUAAUGAUAAUUUAAUUAAAUAUAUGUUGCUAAAGUAGAACAAAAUUUCAAUAAAUAUACGAAG